This is a messenger RNA of Colletotrichum navitas, 1032 nucleotides long. RefSeq lists its product as uncharacterized. The transcript has 2 exons. The record is from RefSeq and is a predicted model, not a curated record. Bases 173 to 904 code for a protein of 243 amino acids. Gene Ontology annotation, cellular component: fungal-type cell wall; cell surface; extracellular region. Gene Ontology annotation, molecular function: glucan endo-1,3-beta-D-glucosidase activity. Gene Ontology annotation, biological process: cell wall organization. Lineage: Eukaryota; Fungi; Ascomycota; Sordariomycetes; Glomerellales; Glomerellaceae.
CACGAAAACGUCAUGCGAUGGGACAGGUCUAUUUUUGGUGAACAGACGUCGUCCAUGGCUGCUGCAUUGUUUAAAUACGUGUGACUCCUCCACGGAAUAAACGGUCCAAGAUAGGUUGAUCAGCCCUCCGGAAACGCUUCUUCAAUACUCUAGUUUUAAUAAAUCGACGACCAUGUACUUCAGAAGUGCCCUCAUCGCCGGUCUGGCCGCCAGCGCCCUGGCCCAGGUGCAGCAGGGGUUUAACUACGGCGCCACGAACGAGGACGGCUCAUGCAGAGGCUACGAUGACUUCCGGGGCUACUUCGAGACCGCAAAGAGCCUAGCUGGCGCGGGGUCCUUCACGUCGGCCCGCCUCUACACGUCGAUUCAGUGCGGCACCGUGAACGACCCAAUCUCAGCUUACCAGGCCGCCAUCGACACCGAUACGUCAAUCCUGGUCGGCCUGUGGGCCAGUGCCGGACGUGGCGUUUACGAGAAUGAGCUGAACUCUCUUCUUCGUGCAGCAGAGCAAUACGGCGCGGCCUUCACCGACCGCAUCGUUGGCAUCUCUGUCGGCUCCGAGGACCUGUACCGAAGCAGCCCGGAUGGCGUCGCCGCCAACGCUGGGGUCGGAGCCACCGCUGCCGAAAUUGAGGGAUACAUCGGAUGGCUCCGCGAUUGGAUCCGCGGUACAGCCUUGGAAGGCAAGCCCAUCGGUCACGUCGACACUUGGACGGCCUGGGUUCGUGGCGAGAAUGCAGGAGUCGCUCGAUCUGUAUCAUGGCUGGGCCACAACAGCUUUCCGUUGCGUCGUCAAAAACAUCCCGUCGCGGCUGCCGGAGUCUGCUUUUCUAGUUGCUUCGUGAUAUAUAAAGAUGUCUCACAAGGGGGGGGGAUUUCCUUGUUUAGGAAAUUAGUCCUCUAGAUUAUGCUAGUAUCUAGCUGUAGAUUUAGCCUAUUACCCUUAGUUAAAGCUGUUUACAGAUAUAGUUUAUUACUACCUUAAGACUUCCCUUUAGUAAUUAUAACUAAUAAUUAUAUUAUAGCCUUACU